AUGGCCUCUCGCACCGUCGCCAAAGCUGCCAUCCCCAUCACAAACCCCAACAAGCCCAUCUUACCCGCCCCCGACCCCGACGCCAAAGACACACCCGAUGGCGCCCCACCAGGCAGCGCCUCUACCACAGAUGGCUCGCCCUCAGCUGCAGCCGCCCGUGCGAAUCAUCCCUCUGCAACAGUGGCACCGAUCACCCAGGCUCCGCGCCCAACGGCCGCGAGGCCGCCGCAGAACACUUGGUCCGCCCUCGACAUGGGCGGCGUGAGGCUCAAGACCCUCCCGCCCACCUCGGCCUUAUUCGGCUUCUCCUUCCUCAUCAACCUCUACCUCAACCACAACGACCUCACCCAGAUCCCGCCCGCCAUCUCGCGCCUGCGCCACCUCGAGCUUCUCGAUUUGAGUGGUAACGCCCUCUCGAGCGUCCCGCCCGAGCUCGGCAUGCUCACGAGCCUCAAAGAGCUGUAUUUGUUCGACAACAUGCUCACUGGCCUGCCCGUCGAGCUCGGCAGCCUGCACCAGCUGCGCACGCUCGGGAUCGAGGGCAACCCGAUCGACAGCGGCCUGCGCGCGCUCGUGCAAAAGGACGGCACACCCGCGCUCAUCUCCUACCUGCGCGACACCGCGCCGAUCCCCGCGCCCCCGCCGCCGCGCACGUGGAUCUCGACGCUCCCGCCCGCCGAGCGCGGUGCGUACGCGGGCGACCGCGGCGCGCAGGACGACGCGAUCCGCGUGUUGUCGUAUAAUACGCUGGCGCAGAAGUGCGCGACGGAGCGGCUGUAUGGGUAUACGCCCGCGUGGGCGCUUGCGUGGGAGUAUCGCAAGGAGCUGGUGGCGGCGGAGGUGUUAAGGCACCGUGCGGAUAUUGUGUGUUUGCAGGAGGUCGAGAAGGCGCGGUAUGAGGAUUUCUGGCAGGGCGCGAUGGGCGAGGCGGGGUAUGAGGGUAUUUAUUGGUGGAAGGGGCGGUGGCGCGCGCAGGGCGACGGUGAGCGGGCGAUGGCGGACGGGUGUGCGACGUUUUACAAGCGUGAUCGCUUCGUCCUCGUCGACUCGCGCCCGCUCGAGUUCGCCACGGCCGCGAUGCAGCGCCCGGACUUUAAGAAGACGGACGACAUGUUCAACCGCGUGCUGGGGAAGGACCAUAUGGCGCUGCUCGCACUGCUUGGGGACAGGAGGACGGGCGCACGGCUCGUGUGCGCGAACGCGCAUCUGAACUGGGACCCGGCGUACCGCGAUGUCAAGCUCGUGCAGGCGGCGAUGCUCGCCGAGGAGGUCGAGCGCGCGGUGCGCGAGCUCGCGGGCAAGGAGGUCAUUCUCGAUCCCGUCUUCCCUGGCUCCGCGGAAGGCGGCGGCGGCGAGGGCGGCGAUGCGGGCGAUCUGGCGGGCGACUAUGUGACCGUCGACUCGGCUUCAUUCUCCCCUGACGCGGACCCUUUGGCGUCUGCGCCCCCUACGCCUUCCUCCCAAACGCAAUCGCAGGGGCAGACGCCAGGCCGACCGCGCCACGCACAGUCGUACCCGGACCCCGCGCUCCUCCCCGUGCUCAUCGUCGGGGACUUCAACAGCGUCGCCGAGUCGGGCGUGUACGAGUUUCUGCGCGCGGGGCACGUCCCGCCGAACCACGCGGACUGGAUGGGCCACACGUACGGGCGGUACACUGCCGCUGCCGCGGGCCCGCGGCACAGGCUGGGUCUGCGCAGCGCGUAUGGGGCCGCGGGGCUGGACGGUGGCGAUCGUGGGGUGUUGGCGGGGGGUGUUGCGCCGCCGCCGCCGCCUGGUGUGAAUGGAAUUAUCAGUGGGGACCCGGAGAUGUCCCCGCUUGCGCCGGAGGGUUCGCCCGUGCAGAACGCUGUGCACGGCACGCCUAACCCGUCUUUGUCCCUGGGUGCGGGCGCGGGUGCGGGGCAGAGCGCGGCGAUGGGCCGCGCGGCAAGGCCCGGCGAGGCGGUGGUGACGAACCAUACGCCGUCGUACCAGGGCGUGCUCGAUUAUUUGUGGUAUUCGGAGCGCACGCUGGGUGUGACGGGUGUGCUGGGUCCGAUUGAUGCGGGGUAUUUGGACAAGUGUGUUGGGUUUCCGAAUGCGCAUUUUCCGAGCGAUCAUGUGUGCAUCGUCGCCGAGUUCCGGAUCAAGGCUGUCAAGGACGGCGGGCGCUAG
This is a messenger RNA of Coniophora puteana RWD-64-598 SS2, 2154 nucleotides long. RefSeq lists its product as uncharacterized. Gene Ontology annotation, molecular function: poly(A)-specific ribonuclease activity; protein binding. Gene Ontology annotation, cellular component: nucleus; cytoplasm; CCR4-NOT complex. Gene Ontology annotation, biological process: nuclear-transcribed mRNA poly(A) tail shortening. Lineage: Eukaryota; Fungi; Basidiomycota; Agaricomycetes; Boletales; Coniophoraceae. The coding region runs from base 1 to 2154 and encodes 717 amino acids. The transcript is spliced from 3 exons. The record is from RefSeq and is a predicted model, not a curated record.